AAAAUAUAUAGCACUAAUAUAAGUUAUUAAACUUUUUAAGUAUUCCUCAAAUAACAAUCAUUAAAUGUGACAAUAUUCGUUAAUUUGUUUGUUUUAGUUUAAAUUUUGAUAAAUUAACAUAUUGUAUUAAUAAUUGUUUUAAAAUGGUAAAAUUAACAUAAAAAUUCAAGUAAAAUAAGUUUCUAUGUCAUUAUUCAGAGCGAGAGAUUGCUGGUCGACAUUAUGUGGCCAAAACGAAACGUUUAGCUGUGAUGCUUUAACGGUAGAUAACUUAUUUGAAGAUACAGAUAAAAAACAUGAGGACAAUAUCAUUGUAGGAAGUUUAAACGGUGUUCUGAGAGUAUAUAGUAGUAAAAUAUUAUGUAGAUUCAAUCAAGAUAACAUUAGUAGUUUUUUGCCGUCUGACUUAUUAAUAGAAGUCCAGACUGAUAGUCCAAUUUUGCAAGUUUGCACUGGCAAAUUAGUCAGCUGCUCUCCAAAUAAAUAUAUUGCUGCUCUACGUCCUUUCUCUGUACUUAUUUAUAGCAUUAAUAGAUUACCAGGCUCUACAGAUCACGGUGAUCAAUAUAUAUUGGAAACUGCUUACGAACAUCAAUUUCAAUGCAGUGCCUAUCAAAUGGUUAUAGGACCAUUUGGAGGUGGUACAGGCAAAAGAGAUUUUAUAUGUAUUCUGUCGUUGGAUGGAACUUUGAUGGUUUAUGAACAACAGACGUUUGGUUUUCGAACGAUUUUGCCUUUAUAUCUUCAUCCAUAUCCUCUAAAAUACGUUGAAUCAAUUGAUGCAUUUGUUACUCUUAAUUCUGACCUUUGUUUAUCCUGCUACAAAUAUCAAGAGUUAGCAGAUUCAAAUAUUAAACAGAAAUGGCCUAUGUGGUCUUGUAACAUGGGUGAAACUGUUUAUGACAUUCAAACUGUGUCAAUGACAUCAUCUUUAACUACAAUUCACGUAUUAGGAGAACGAAAUUAUUAUUGUUUUCAAGGAAAUGGCGUUUUGUGGUUUAUGAAACGACUUCAAUACUCCCCAAUAUGUUUUCACCCAUAUAUUAUAGAUAGUCACCCUGAUACAAAAAUGAUUUGUAUGAUAGUAUCUGAUGUUGAUACACUAAUGAUUUAUGAACAAACAAAACUCAAGUGGACUGCCAAAUUACCAUACCGUCCAAGUUUGAUUUCUAGAGCUUCUUUCAAAGAAAUUCAAGGAUGUUUGGUGCUAUUGUCGGAAGUUGGAGAGUUAAGAUUAUGUUAUUUAGGUACUCAACCUGAAACAUUUAUGGCACCUGAAAGGCCAGUUAUUGAGUACAAAGACGCUGCAAAUGAACUUGCCCAAUUAAAAGAAAAUGUUGAAAAAAUGACCAUAGAAGAUGACACCAACACUCCUGCUUGGUUGAAAUUAAGUUUGCGGUGCAAAGACAUCUAUCCUAGUACAGAAACGAGAAAUACAUGUGAUGUAGAGGUUGAUUUGGUACCUUCAUUAACCACAAGUUGUACUCAAGUAUCAUUUCUCUUAACGCAACCUCUUAAAGCUAUACCAUCAGUAUUGCAUUUCAAUAACUUGUCGGAAUCUGUAACGAUUCACACUAAAAUAUUUAGAGACAACGACGAUAUGAUAUCUGCCGUAUCGUCAUUAUAUUUACUAGUAUUUGUUUAUUAUUUUACGGAAGAUUCACAAGUACCUGGAUUAGUUCAGCAAUCAAUUAGAUUACCAUUGUCUAUGAUGUACAAUGUUAGACCGCAAACACCUGUUUCAGAUUUUAUGUGGUCAAUUAAAUUUUCAGUCGAUGAAAAUCCUAUAGCAUUAAAAUUAUUAUUUAAAGAAUUUUUCGGUGGAUCCAAUUCAGAACAAGAUUUAUUUCUUUGUACUACAGAUUCAAACUCAAUUCAGAUUAUAAAUUCUGCUUCAACAAAUAUUUAUGAAAUUCGAUCAACAAGCCCUGUAAUCGCAUAUCCCAUUAUACAAGAAAUUUUGUUAAGACAUAAAGAAUAUUACAAGAGUAAAAAGUGCAUAAUUCGUUGUGAUAAAUCUGAAAUACCUACUGAAAUUUUAUUUAAAUUCAUCGAGGAACAUAUUGACUUGUUAGCAAAGUUAUCUUCUAUUCAGGAUGAUAUAGCAUCGUUAUGUGCACAAUAUCGUAUCAUUCAGAAAUGUCUCUUCAAUAAACUUAAAGAAAACACUGUGGAAUCUGUAUCUAGUAUGAGUAUUUUGAUUGACGAUACCCAUACAACAUUAAUGGAAAAAAUGACUGAAGCAGAUGUUGUUCAGCGGGAUGUCAAAGUCAAACGCUCACAUGUCGAUUCUUUGGCAAGACUAUUAAUAGUUAUCUUAGAACUGUGUUCAGAAAACGACACAGAACUCAAAUAUUUCAAAGAAACUUUGUUUUGUUCUAAUGAAUAUUUAGAAUGGGAAAAAAUAGUAUAUCAAUCGUUAUCCAGUCUGGUAGAUAGUGAAAUAUUAAAAUUAAAUUGUGUUCAAAAUGACAAUCCAGAGUAUUUGAAAACUAACUUGAGAAUGCUAAUCGAUCAUUUCGUUAGGCGUAUAAUCACUCCAGAUGAAGAAUUCAAACAAUCACUGACUAAAGAUAAUUCUAGAGGAUCUGUAUCACCUAUACUAGAAUCAGACGAAGAUUUCUAUUCGUAAUGGUAUCAAAACUUUAAGAAGCGUUUAAAGAAAUUUAUUAUUAUUAUCAACAUUUUUAAUGGUUUUGUGUUAAAUUGAAAUAAAGACUUAACAUUUAAAAUGUAAGACGUAUUCAGUAUAAAAGUAUUUAUAUUUUAACUAUAAUAAAUUUAAGUAAUAUUAUAUUAUUUUAUUAAUUUAUAUUGAAAUAAUAUUACUAAAAAUGAUUGUUCGAUUAAAAAACACGGAAAUUUUAAUACAGAUUCGUAGAAAAGUAAAA
Molecule: messenger RNA, 2891 nt
Organism: Daktulosphaira vitifoliae (grape phylloxera)
Lineage: Eukaryota; Metazoa; Arthropoda; Insecta; Hemiptera; Phylloxeridae
Gene: BBS9
Product: protein PTHB1
Exons: 15
Coding region: 185-2632 (815 amino acids)
Biological process (GO): cilium assembly
Cellular component (GO): membrane; BBSome
Source: RefSeq, a predicted model, not a curated record